AUGGAAAAUCCAGUUGUCGAAAUCCCGGCGGUGAUCAGUCUUCUCACCCAGUCGACACCCACAUUGCAACAGAAGACUUUGGAGCGCUUUUUUACAAGCGAUGCUUCCUUUGUCCAUCCUUUCUGCCGCGUUCCUAGCUUUGAAGGGAGUCGAUGGUGGAUUUUGAAGAUCUUCCAGUGGUAUAAGAUCAUGUCACCGCGGAUCAAGAUGGAGAUCCAUUCCAUUGCCAUGGACCAGGAAAGUCUCAAACUCUACGUGAACAUGUCUCAGAUCUUCUCUAUUUGGAUUGUGCCGUUCCACGUUGCACCGGCGACGCUGACAACGGUCCUCGAUCUCACCACCGAUUCAAGCAAGACCAGCUCCUCAACAAACGGGGCACACCCGUUGUACUACAUCACCAAACAAGAGGAUCUUUACCAAACCUCUGAGUUUAUCAAGUUCAUCUUGCCACACGUGGGAUACUGGUUGGUAUUGGGUUGGCAUCUGAUUGCAACGCUCUUCUGCUUCCUCGGUGUCACGCUGCUAUGGCCAAUGCUCUGGCUGGAGGAGAAAGGGUAUCUUCCCAGUCGGAUCGCGCAGGGAAACCUGGCCUAUAAUAUCGAUCGCAAAGUUUCGGAGAUUAAGAAGCAUUGA
Penicillium maclennaniae is the source of this 633-nucleotide messenger RNA. RefSeq lists its product as uncharacterized. The transcript has 3 exons. The record is from RefSeq and is a predicted model, not a curated record. NCBI's taxonomy places the organism in Eukaryota, Fungi, Ascomycota, Eurotiomycetes, Eurotiales, Aspergillaceae. Bases 1 to 633 code for a protein of 210 amino acids.